This is a messenger RNA of Cottoperca gobio, 1448 nucleotides long. RefSeq names its product forkhead box F1 (gene foxf1). Lineage: Eukaryota; Metazoa; Chordata; Actinopteri; Perciformes; Bovichtidae. Gene Ontology annotation, molecular function: DNA-binding transcription factor activity, RNA polymerase II-specific; RNA polymerase II cis-regulatory region sequence-specific DNA binding. The record is from RefSeq and is a predicted model, not a curated record. The transcript is spliced from 2 exons. Gene Ontology annotation, cellular component: nucleus. The coding region runs from base 275 to 1414 and encodes 379 amino acids. Gene Ontology annotation, biological process: regulation of transcription by RNA polymerase II; animal organ morphogenesis.
GACGCACGACAACACACCAACUGAAGUGGAAAGCGGCUCCUGUUCUGCUCCUCAUCCCAUUUCGGACGCUGUGUACAAGGCUUCAGGCUGCUGCAGGACUGAAUCCAGAGGAAGAAGUCAGAGUUAAGAAGACAGUCUCGCUUUUGGCUCGUGCGUUAAGUUUGCCUACACUUUUUCGGCUCUUUAUGUCAGCAAAUUACUAUCUUACUUUGUAGGGUUUAUAGCUGGAAAGCAACCAUUUUCGUUCGCUAUCUCGAAGACUAAAAUUGAACUAAUGACGGCAGAGGUCCAGCAGCCCCCAGCGCAGACUCCUGCCCAGAGCAGUCCGAUGUCCGCCCCGGAGAAGCCGCACGGACAGACUGCGGUGAUGGAAACCGCCUCCUCCACUACGAAAACCAAAAAGACAAACGCAGGGAUCCGCAGACCAGAGAAACCCCCAUAUUCAUACAUCGCUUUAAUAGUCAUGGCUAUCCAGAGCUCUCCAACCAAGCGGCUGACGCUCAGUGAAAUAUACCAGUUCCUGCAGAGCCGCUUCCCAUUUUUCAGGGGCUCAUACCAGGGAUGGAAGAACUCCGUGCGUCACAACUUGUCUCUGAACGAGUGCUUCAUUAAGCUGCCCAAGGGCCUCGGUCGGCCAGGGAAGGGCCACUACUGGACUAUCGACCCGGCUAGUGAGUUUAUGUUCGAGGAAGGCUCCUUCAGAAGGAGACCCAGGGGUUUUAGGCGCAAGUGCCAGGCGCUGAAGCCCAUGUACAGCAUGAUGAACGGCCUGGGAUUCAACCACAUCCCCGAGUCCUACAACUUCCAGGGGAGCGGCGGGGGCCUAUCCUGUCCACCCAACAGCUUGUCUCUGGACAGCGGGAUUGGGAUGAUGAAUGGACACUUGGCAGGUAACAUGGAAGGGAUGGGUCUGUCCGGGCACACCAUGUCACACUUGUCGAGCAACGGUGGACAUUCCUACAUGGGAAGUUGUACAGGAUCCAACGGGAGUGAUUAUCCACACCACGACAAUUCCGGCUCCCCUCUGCUCACCAGCGGAGGGGUCAUGGAGCCUCACCCCGUGUACUCGAGCUCAGCCUCGGCGUGGGCUCCGGCCCCCUCGGCCUCUCUGAACAACGGAGCCUACAUAAAGCAGCAGCCUCUGUCUCCUUGUAAUCCAGGGGCAAACUCGCUGCAGCCAAGCUUGCCCACACAUUCACUAGACCAAUCUUACUUGCACCAGAACGGGCACAGUACUACAGAUUUACAAGGUAUACCUCGGUACCAUUCCCAGUCUCCAAGUAUGUGUGACCGAAAGGAGUUUGUCUUCUCGUUCAACGCCAUGACGUCCUCAGCGAUGCACUCACCGAGCAGCAGCUCGUACUACCACCACCAACAGGUCUCCUACCAGGACAUCAAGCCCUGCGUCAUGUGAUGUCCCCACGGACCACCUGCAGACCAGAGGACGG